AUACCAACCGCUAGGCGUCCCGCUGUCCCGAAGGAUCCUCGGAUCCCCCCCUCGAUCAUCUGUGCGGCAGUGGGUUCCCAUUAUUCCCGUGCGCAGUAAACGCUGGUUAUGUGCCUGACGCGUUGUUGGCAGGCUGAAAAGUGACGGACUGGCGCCGAGCAUGUGGCUGACAGCUCGCCUGGGCUUCAUUCCCACGUCCCGAUACAAAACCCAACGCGAAACCAGCUCACUCCAAUGAGGGGCACUCGGCAACAACAAAGGUGAAAAAGGCCUCGGUCGCGCAGUAAAGCACCCCAGCGGGCUUCGCCAAAGGACUCCCCGACAAAAUUCCCGUCACCCGUGAUGUGCCAGCACGCUCAUCUCUUCUCGUCUGACGCCGUCCAUGCCACGGGUAGUGCCAAAUCAGCGGCUGAUACGUGAUUGCUCCGAUCGCAAGAUGACAACUCGGGCAACGUUAAGCCUAGCCCCCUCGUCUCCGCUUCGUCCGUAGUCCCUCAAAAUUGUGGCGGAGACAUGGUUUUUUCCUUCUCCGGGCUGGCAGCGACUUCCCUUGCUUCGAUCGUCGGGCCCUGAACAUUCGUUCCAACAUGGGAAAUUGUUUGAAGUCGAUGUCGUCCGAUGACAUCUCGCUACUGAGGGACAACCAAGGCACGCGAGACUCGUCAGCUGAUCCGCUGGGACCUCCACCUCCGUACCAGGAGACAGUGUCGAUGCCCGUCUACUACCCGUCGCCCAACGUGAGUCGGCCGGCCUGUCAGCUGACGGAAGAGGAACAGGUGGUGAUUGCCCAGCGGAUGGGCCUUAUUCAGCACCUUCCGACUGGCCUCUACGACGGCAGCAAGAAGAAUCGAGAGUGUGUGAUCUGCAUGGGCGAGUUUGCGAUGGGGGACGCGGUGCGGUUUCUGCCCUGCAUGCACAUCUACCAUACGGACUGCAUCGACGACUGGCUCAUGCGCUCCUUCACCUGCCCCUCCUGCAUGGAGCCCGUUGACGCCGCCCUGCUCACCACCUACCAGACCAACUGAGCCGGGUGCGGGGGCUCCGCCCACCCUGCGCGGAGGCACAGUUACCCGGUGAAGUGCGGUUGGAUCGAAAAUUCGCAGCUUGUGCGCAGGCACGGCCAAGGUACUUCGUGCAUUGUCCCAGUGAGGCCGUGCGGAUCUUCGGUGGGUUCCACGGAACGUUUCGGCGCACCGCAAGUCCGGCGAUUCGGCUGGAAGCCGAAGCCAAUGCCUCCCUUCCGAAGUCCAGCGGGUAUCCAAGUCGACCAAAGACCGACUCCUGCCCGAACUUUGCCUGCUCCGUCACCAAAGUCUCCGUCUGGCAGGCGUCCGAGCGGCGAAAUCUGAGAAGGGUGCGACGCGUCGCAAGUGCACGAGGACAGUGUCGCUUCGGCUCCACGUGAUCAAAAGUGUCUCUGAAGGAUCUCGUAUGUACGCAACUGGCGCGCGUCAACGCACAAGGCCUUGUACUGACCGGCUUAUGUCGAUAUGUAUAUAGGGGGUGUUUUAGCAUUCUAUCGGGGGCGCGUCGCAGAAUCUGGCGACCGGGGAGAAAAAAAGUAAAACGCAAAAAGGAUGCCGCCCGUAACUUGCAGAGUGGAUACAAACACAGAGUCCGACUGCUUUGCAGUUCUGGCAGCCGUCUCAGAGUCGUCUCCGAACAGUUGCGAGAAACGCUGGUCACACGGGGCGAGCAAUAUUAUUCGGAGACUGCCACCGUCGGUUUCUACAGCACACUCUUUUAGAGGUUACGCGUGCGCACAUCUAUAGGUGUGCGGCUCUUCGCUAAGCGCCGCCGCGGGGCUUCGUUUUUAAUGCACGCCGAGACGCUUUCUAUUUAUUGAUUUUCGCAAUCGAGGCGCCCUUUCCCCUCCCCCCUAUUUUUUAGCCGGUUUGGAGUCUGGGUUCGAGAGUAUAUAUGUAGUCGAUUAUUUAGUCCUAUUUGUUUUAUUCCGAAGGUGACGCACUCGGAGCAUCGCAUCGUGUAACCUCUUUUAUUUUUUCACUUCAUAGAGAAAAUGGGGUAUAUAUAUAUAUAUAUAUACAUAUAUAAAAAAAGAUGCUUGGAUGCUCGCGCUUGUUUUUAUGGCUUGCAUUGUUGCGGCGUUUUCAAAGUCAUCUUUGUACUUAAUUAUUUAAUCGCCGUCAACUAUCCAAACUAGGUGGAGCCUUUCUUGUUUUGUUUUUAAUUGCUACGGUAUUAGUAGCCUGUAGGGUUCAAUUCGACAAAUUGUUUGGAACGAGAAUGUAACGUGAGAGCAUGCAACUGUGCAAUUUGUUUUUGUUUGUUUUUAAGGAAAGAUCAAAGGAACGUUGUAAUGCCUUUCACAAAGUAAUCCUGGCCUAGUCACUAGAUGCCGGCGCAAUGUUUGGGGUUGACUCUAGGCAACUGUACAUAAGGGAAAAUAAAAGACUUCAAAGCAGUUGUAGAAUGCUGCACUGCA
Molecule: messenger RNA, 2446 nt
Organism: Ixodes scapularis (black-legged tick)
Lineage: Eukaryota; Metazoa; Arthropoda; Arachnida; Ixodida; Ixodidae
Product: RING finger protein 11
Exons: 4
Coding region: 588-1025 (145 amino acids)
Source: RefSeq, a predicted model, not a curated record